Molecule: messenger RNA, 330 nt
Organism: Linum trigynum
Lineage: Eukaryota; Viridiplantae; Streptophyta; Magnoliopsida; Malpighiales; Linaceae
Source: the annotation of a GenBank genome assembly
AUGUCUCCGAAAUGGGAUUAUAUGAACGACGAGAGGUCUGAUAUGUUUUGUUUCUUCGUGUGGUAUAGAGCUCCAGGCCUCGGAUUCACAGAUUCGUUCCAAGCUUGCAAGUUUAAAUUGUUUGACAAUAAUGGCGGCUGCACUACUACUGCUGCUGGCUCUAGUACCCACCGCCACUGUGAAGUCUUGCCUGGGUGGCCAACUUCUUUUCAGAAUCAAGUCUAUGGCACUAGUUUGACUGCCUUCACUCCAGAGUCCUACCUAGUGGUGGAUCCCUAUGCUCAUGAACUUGAUUCCAAGAUGAUAUGGACGAAGAUUAGAGGUCGUUGA